UGCGCGUCAUAGCUGCAUCAAGUUAGGCCUAAGUGCGGAAAUGGCACGAUUGGCUGGCUUUCAUUCCGAGGCAAGGGUCUUGAUCGCCUGGUGGGGCAUUCAUACCCUCAACAGAGCGACCGCCUGAAUUGUCAUACUCACGCGAUCGCAUUUCCUAAAAACCCACCGUCCUUAUUAGUCGCUGGACCCGGCCCUAUGCUGCUUUUUGUCACCAAUCAGGAAGCGUAUCCAUCUAGUAACACGAAUAGACCAGUACUCGUGCCUGGUAGCACCAAUCGGUACCCUCCAGACGGCACGGGAAGAUAGCGACUAUUUGGCCUAUCAGUCUGGACUGAUUCAAGUGAAAGAUACAAGUGUUCUCCCAGAAGCCCUCAAAAUACCCAAAACUCGUCUCAGAAAUUCUACUCCAGAAUCUCAAGUCAACCGAAGCCAACCCAAGGGAACGAACAGCAAACAUGAAAAUCGCCUGUCUCCAAUUCGCUCCAGAAGUCGGACGCGUCCAAGAGAACAUCAAAAGAGCCGAUGACAUCCUCCGAUCCGCCGCAAUACCCAGCGACCUAACCUGGCUCGUCCUACCUGAACUCGCUUUCUCGGGCUACAACUUCCAAUCGCUCGAGGAAAUCAAACCAUUUCUCGAGCCCACCACAUCCGGAAUCUCAACGCAAUGGGCACAGCAGGUAGCAAGACACUACAACUGCCACGUGACAGUUGGGUAUGCAGAGGUCACCAUCCCGGAUACCAAUCCCGAAGACAGUCAAACGCAGUAUAACUCCACUGUCACUGUAUCACCAAGAGGAGAAAUACUGCACAACUACCGGAAAUCCUUUCUCUACUACACAGACGAAACAUGGGCGUCUGAGGGCCCGGGGUCAAGAUCACACAAACUAUCCGAUACCUCAUCACCAGACUCGCCCUUCUACGCUGGCCAAUUAGGUGAUCUGGGGAAAGUCACUAUGGGGAUAUGUAUGGAUAUCAAUCCCUACAAGUUUGUCUCUCCAUGGUCUGAUUACGAGUUUUCCUCUCUCGCCCUGUCGUCGCAAUCGCCAAUUGUUUGCAUAAGCAUGGCUUGGUUAUGUCAUCUCACGCCCACGGAACUCAUGCAGGACCCAUCACAACCAGAUAUUGCAACAGUAGCAUAUUGGGUCGAACGUUUCCAACCGCUCGUUGACGCUGGAGGGGAGAAGCCUAUAUUUGUUAUCCUGGCGAACCGGUGUGGAAUGGAGAAGGGUGUUUGCUAUGCGGGUAGUAGUACGGUUUUGCGGAUCGAGAAGGGAGUUGUUAGUUUAUAUGAAACAGCGGGCAAGAGCGAGGAGACGUGUUUGAUUGUGGAUCUGACCGAGCGGCCGAAAUUCCAAGUAAGAAGUGGACGAUGAAGGGGCAGAGGGCGUCAAUGUUGAGACUGGCUUCGU
This is a messenger RNA of Alternaria alternata, 1409 nucleotides long. Its product is annotated as carbon-nitrogen hydrolase. Gene Ontology annotation, molecular function: protein-N-terminal asparagine amidohydrolase activity; protein-N-terminal glutamine amidohydrolase activity. Gene Ontology annotation, biological process: protein catabolic process. The record is from RefSeq and is a predicted model, not a curated record. NCBI's taxonomy places the organism in Eukaryota, Fungi, Ascomycota, Dothideomycetes, Pleosporales, Pleosporaceae. The transcript has a single exon. Bases 456 to 1373 code for a protein of 305 amino acids.